Messenger RNA from Amoebophrya sp. A120, 10046 nucleotides. The record is from the annotation of a GenBank genome assembly. Lineage: Eukaryota; Dinophyceae; Syndiniales; Amoebophryaceae.
AUUCCAAUUAGCAAAAUUAAAAUAAUUCGAGAAAAAUUAAACUCACGCAUUGCACCAGCCUUUUAUGUAAUUUUAUUUUGACUCGCUUGCCGCUUGAAAUUUCAAUAUUUGGUAUUCGCAAAAGAACAGUGUGCACGCCCGCUUGUCGGAGUCUUUCUACAUCUCCUCGCUGUACUUCUACAGGGGCCCACGACCACCGCCUGGGCGAGGCAUGAGUCGGCCCUUCAACCAGUAUCCAGCUCCUGCUAGUACCGCUGCGGCGAACAUGAAUGGUGGUGGAGCUAUGGCGAUGGCCGGGUCCACUUACGGUAGUAAUGGUGGAACAAACACGAUGAACGGAAACGGCGCGUUUGUGGACCACAAUGGUACAGCCGGUGGUGCCACCUCGGCGUAUCACCACGAUGUGGGUCAACAGCAAGACCAAAACUACAAAUACAACAAUUCGUCCUAUGGAAGUAGGACAAACUACCAGCAACAAGGUCAAACCUUCUCCCAGGGCGGAGGUUCCGCAGGACCGGGUUCUGGGGCCCUGGGCAGCUCUACAUCUUCGAGCGCGACCGCUUCCUCCAGCGACGAUCGGGAGCAGCAGUAUGAAUACCAGCUUGCGAUACAGCAACAGGAGCUCGGCAUUGAGCAGGAGGUCAUCGGGCUGAAUGGAGAGAUCUUGGGCAAGCGAGGACAGUAUGCUUACUUAGACUUUCAUUCUACUCGUUCUUCAAAAUCAAACAUCUUCUCUCAUUUACAAUACUUCUCUCUUCAGAACUUCGUAGCAAUUUAUGAAUGAUCUGUGAUGAUGAAGAACUACAUCAAGCUCCCCGAUGCAGAAGAGCAGCGCGAAGAUACGUUUAAGCUGAUCUUCACGAUGCAGUCGAACAAGAAAGUCGCCUUAUAAAAAUGAAGGUUUCGUAAGACGAAGAUGUGCAAAUUCUAUUUAAUGGGCGUUUGCACGAAGGGUGAGUCCUGCAUGUUUGCGCAUGACCAGCGGGAUUUGCAAGUGCUUCCCGACCUGCAGAAAACGAAGCUAUGCGACGAACUGCUCGAGUACGGUCGCUGUUCGAAGGGGAAGAUGUGCAGUUUUGCGCACUCCAAGAACGAGCUGCGGGCGACCCCCGGGUUUCUGAAGACCAAGCUGUGCAAGUUUUACGCCGAGGGGCACUGCGUGCUGGGCGUCAAGUGCCGCUACGCGCACGAGGAGGCGGAGCUGCGGGCGUUGCAAAAUCCGAAACUGGACGAUGACGGGAACAUGAUUUGCGCGGAGGUACUAGCACUCGAGCCCUUGACCGCGGCUACCAGCAGCGCGGGUUCGGCCGGCAGGACAAAGUCCAACACCGGACUUGUUCUAAGCAAGACGAGCAGCACGACGAGUACGUAUGGCAGACACAACAACAAAAAUUCGGAGUCAAUGGCUGUGUCUUCUAGUGCAAGACAAAGAACACAAACUGGCGGCGGAGCUGCACCAGCGGGCGCGGGGGUAGAACAGCCCCAAAGUAGCUUCGUUAGAGCUGCUGCUGCGUCUGCGACGUCUUCGAAAAGAUACAGCACAGAGUUCCCGCCGUACAAUCCGAGCAAAAGUUCUUCUGCAGCGGCGACAGGCGGAAAUAACGGAGGCCCAACCUCUUCGAGUCGGAACAAAGGUAGAGCACACGCUGCGGUAGGUGCUGGGAAUGUUGGUCUUGGUUCUUGUUCUAACGGAGCAGCGAAGAUAAAUGGCCCCAACACGUCGACAGCGGCGACCACUGACAGCAAAACAGCGUCCGCUGGGAUGGGAAACGGAGUCUCAACAGCGCCGAAUGGCAGAACCCAAAACCGGGGCCGCGGCGGGCGAAACAGACGGGGGAAUAACAACAACGGAAUCAGCAGCAACGACCAAUCAGAGAGAAACCGCAACAAAGGCGGAGGAAACGGUGACCAGUCGGCAAAUUCGCAAAGCCGGACAAACAAUGGCGCUCGCGCAGGGGCGGGCUCCAAGGGCGGAGGGCAGAUCGGGAAAAGCAAAGGCGCUGCAUCAAAUGGGGCGUCGUCAUCUAAGCAAGCAAGUACAGCCCAACUCGGGAGCGGGUUUUAUCAGAACGGAGCAGGCGCGACGACCUCCGGAGGAGAUGACUACGGCGCGACACCCAGUAGUGCAGUAGUUUACGGGAUCAUGAGCAGUGGUAUGCAGCUCUCGUCUACAUCUUCAGUUGCACAUAUCAACGGCAGUAGCAGUUACAACGCAGCAGCAGGGACAGCGAUCGAGCAACAGCUCCACAGUAAUUUCCCCGGUUACAACAACAACGGCUACCAAAUUCAUCAAAUGCAGCUACAGAGUCAGCAAUUCAAACAGGGAGACAACAUUCAUAACUCUGGCGCCUACGAUAAUGCAGGAGCUGCAAUUUUUUCAGCAUCAACCGGACUCCUCCAACAGCAGUCGCAAUUUUACGGUGGAGAGGUGCCCAAUCGGGCCGUUGACUACUCGUCCUUCAAUGGCGGGAGUAUGAGCAGCUGCAUGUUCGCAGGCCCUACUGGUAAUUCUUCAUCCAACGGAAACAAACACUAUAGCCACAACUUCAGCGUUAGCACCGUUAAGGGGGACGGCGGCUCUAGCAGGCAGCACGCGGGAAGUUCAUUCGCAGGGGAACAAGCGAGCAACCAGACUGCAGGAGGUGGAGGGCAAUCCCAAUCGCAAGCAGAAUCGUUGCAGAAGACCACCAGUGUGAACUCAUCGCAUUCCACCUACGCUCAACAUCAAGCAACUGGUGCAGCUGGUGCGGGGGCGCCGCCUGUUCCACCUACUAACCGCUGGAUGGUGAUGCCGUCGGGAAGUGCUUUUGGCGGUCAAAAAUACACAAAUGGCGCUGUUGUGUCGAGCAACAUAAGUCACAAUCUUCAACAGCAGAGCAAGAGUCGCACACACUCGAUGGUGGAGACUACUUUGGACCCAAGUGGUGGUCAACUGUGGUCGUACCGCGUUGAUACCUCUAGCCGCGGUGGAAACAACUGCAACGUUGGUUCUGCUGACGAUGUUGACCAACAAGCUCAAAUGCUUCUUGGCUUGCAAAAGGUGCAGCAACAACUGGAGCGCGAUCUAGACGAGGAUGGGAGGAAAUCAACCAACACGAACCGCAAGGACGACGACCCAGCACUCCUGCAAGGACAGCACAAUCAGAAAAUGAGUCAUACUGAUGUACACCACCAGCAUGCUUUUCAAGGGUCGAACUCGCUCCAGAAUGCGAGCAAAACGACCAGCGCUUCGCUGAACACGUUGUUUAGCAGCGCGGGGUCGUACUCGUACACCAAUUACAAUCCAACGGCGGGAGGUACGGGCUCAGCUGCUUCGGAAGCUGAAGGCGGGUCGUUCUUUUUCCAAGAAAUGAACCAUCUCCAACCGCUGGGACAGCCCCAGCCGCAUCUUGUGGUCAGCGGAAGCGGCAUCGGCACCAUGGCAAUAUCGCCCCUGGAGUCCUCUACUGGGGGCGGGAUUGUUCCGUCUUACAACGGUUCCGGUCCGCUUGAUGUUCAUGGGACGACAACUGUCUCGUUUGGUGAUGCUGCGAAUCACGGCGCGGCGCUGGCACAACAACUGCAGUUCUACAAUGCAGCGGGUACUACAAAUAACGGCACGACAGCUUCUUCAUCUGGAGCCCCCGCGGGAUUGAGUGUCAACUUCAAUGGGACUACUGGUGGUGCUGGGUCUUCUUUUGCUUGUGGCAUCAGCCCGCUCGUAGUAGACCACAUACAGCAGCAGCAGCAACAACACACGGGUACAACGCCGUACGAGCAACUGCUACAGCCGACGCAGUCCCGUGCGUCCGAAGCUUCGAACGCGACAACCAUGGCGGGGGGAAACCUGGUGUUCCCCACGCAAAGCUACUUCUCGAGCAUCAUUGACAACCCAAACCUGUUUCGCGCGGGGACAGCGACGAUCGACGAAGAAGCAGGAGAACACACGUCGCAGUUGAUGGCAUCGACGCUGUCGCAAAACGGGCAGAGCAUGUAUCUAGGGAAUGGUAUGGGACCACCGCUAUCCAUUGUGAAAAAGUGCAGCUGCUGCGAUAGGAUGCAGGAUGUGAGAGCAUGAAGAUGUUCAUUAGUUUACGAAUUGGUCUGGUUUUAACAUCUUGUUGAAAUUCAAAGGAGAAAGCCAGCUAGAAACACAUCCUCGACUGAAACUACAACUGCUGUCGCUUCCAACGCAGUUUUUUUCUCUUUGGUAGCAGAGCCGGAGCGUGAGCAUGAUGUCCCAGCCAAUCGGUUCCGCAGCAACCGGGACUACAAAUGGAGGCUCGUCGUGCAACGCUAACGGGCAGACGACCUCCUUAGCGACGAAUCUGAGCACCGGGCCGCUGGGAUUUCCGCAGACCUACAACCAGUUUCCCGCGCUGCAUAUUCCAGACCCUCGCUCGUCAUCGGGGAUGCUUUCCCGCGCCUCGAUGGAGGGGUUGCAGGAUCGGCCGCCGAGUUCGGCCUGCGGUGGUAUUUCUUGUGUGAACAACGAAAUCGCAGCGCUGCUGAACGGAGGAGGUGGGACUAAUGCGAUGAAUAAUGGCAAUGCGAAUGCCAGUCAGCAGCUGGUUUCGGGUAAGAAAUGUAGUUUGAUAUUCUACUGAUCUCUACUGCUCUUCUUCUCCCUGGAACUGGUAGCACAACAAAAACAGAAGCAUAGCUCAGCCAUGAUUGAAGGUCGACCUGACAAGGCAAAGCAACAGAGCCAAAAUUGCUCGCAUAGAGAAACAACCAGAAGGCGUAACACUUCGUUAGUGAUGUAUUUUUAGUGCUGAAACUGAUUAGUAGUACUUUCUCACUCACAACAGGGGGCGCGCCCUUAAUCUGUCCUACGCCAAUCGCACCGCUGAGACCUUUGGAAACAGCGCACCUGCUGGGGCUGACCGGCGCGACGACUACCCAUGGGAAAAAGGUUGAGGCAAGGUGGCAAGGAAAUGAUGUUGAAUCUACAUGAAAUUGACGUUUAAGGAGAUGAAGCCAUCAACAUAGUGUCUGUCGUGGUUUUGUCAGGCGUAAUAUGUGAAAAUGUCCAGUGCUGGCAGUGGCAGUGCGUGCCCAUUUCUCGACAUUUCUUGCUUCACCCUUUGCCUCUUCACUUGGAUAGUGUGCACCGGGGGAUUCGCUGGUAAGGUCAUGUCCAUCUGAGAGAGUAGUAGUCACACAGUGCAGCUUCUGAUGUGUCGCGAGGUGUUUUUUGCUGCUGCAUCCAUAUCCUUAUCCAAUCCUGUCCAGGUACAUUCCCAAUUCAAACCACGACACCGUCCCAAUCACAACCUCCGCUACAGUAUCCAUGAAAGAAACUUGACGCCUACUUGUUCGCGCAAUCAAAAAAUGCAGGUAGGUAGUGAUCGUGAUGCACAUCAUUUACCUGAUGAAGCAGCACGACUUGUUCUUGUGCCAAAUUUUCAUUAUUCAAGAAAAAACCGAAUACAAGUACAACUGAAACGGUAUCGGUAGACGGAUCGGGAUUGUAAUUUUUGCAUUCGUUGUUGAACUACAUUGACUUUGACGUUGUCCAAAAGCGGCGCCAAAUGGUUUUUUCCAUGGCAUCAACCUCUCUUCCCCACCAGUUCCCACACGCCGCUGCCGAUGCAAAUGGUACUUCCAAGCGCAGGCGGUGCUGAUGGCGGGGGAGGUUUUUCGUUUGACCGAGAACAGUCCCAGAGCAGACAAGGGAUCGCACCCUGUGGCAGCGCUAAUCCAACGACGGAAACAAUUUCCACAACAGGAGGCAUGGGCCUCCAAAGCCAGGGGAUGCAGUCGAAUGCUGGUAUGAUUUGAGACUGAUGAAGUACAAGUCGGACUAGCUACCAAAGAAAUCUAUCAGGUCCGCAGGAGAUGACAUUUCCCUUGUUUCGAUCGUUGUUGAUUAGGCAUUUAAUCUUGAUGUUGUAGCUCGAUCUACGGGGAGCAUAACGUUGGUGCGCCCUGCUUUUCUGCACGCACCAUCAGAGGCGCGUUGAAUCGCAGCGGUUUGAUGAUACGAUGAACGUUGCUUCCAUUGAGUCAGUCUUGAAUCCGCGAAAUCGUCCAGGUGAGUACGUUGUGAACCGGUUAAUGUCGCCAGAUCCGGCCGCUUGCCAGCCCGACGGUAUCCAGCCGAGAAGCGCUGUGGCAGGAAAAUCUCUCGUAGUUCUUGCAAGGAAGUAGAAGUAAGCUGUUCCAGUUGCAUCGCGCAGCCUGACAAGCACAUAAUUUUCACUGACAGUUGUGUGCAUUGACGAGUCGACUUUAUGAUCUAUUGGUACAUAGUCAGUCUCGAUUUUUCAACAAGCUGAGCGCUUUUUUGCUGGAUACGACCCACGAGCCUCACCCCCGAGUUUCCAGAAUUGGUACAUCGGACAUUGUGCGACGUUCUUCGACUGAUAUUUGCUACUUACUUAUGUGCUUUUGAGACCACCUCCACAUGAUAAAUUUGCAUGGCCUAAGUACCCAAAGUUGAACUGUAGCACAUCGCAGAGGUGGAUCUUGAUACACGGAGCAAAAACUAAACCUGAAAAAUCAGGAUGAAGAAGAGAACGAGUCUCCCGACGAGGAUGGCUGGGACCCGGAACGAGAGGACGAACCAGGCGCCACUGUGCCCUACUUUCCCGCAAGCAACAUGAGCAACAUCACGGUCGGAAACAGUCAUAACAUGUGGGCGGUAAAUGUUAAAAACACUUUUCUGGAAAUUCCCGAGCCAAGGAAAAACUACUUCAGUAUCAGAGUGAGAAAAAUUACGCUGCUGCAGCACCACGAGUCGAGCUCCUGUUGUAGUGACUCAUCAACAUUAUCGGAAGAAUUUUUAGACGAGUCGUGCCUUUUCCUUUUGCAUCAUGCAGCAAGAGGCGGGCAGGCAAGGGCGGCGGCGGAACCGUGUUUUCCGAAGCCCAAGCCUGCAUAUGCAUAUCUUAACGCGUAUAGCUUUCAGUUUGAUGUGGGAAAAAUAAACGAGUUGGAUCAGGUUGCUCGUGCGAGUGAUAGAUGAAUUCUUGCACAACAGCCAGCUGCAUGUCAUGAUGUUAUAUAUAGCCUAUGUGCAGCACCAGCGAAUUUUCUGCACUCGAUAUCCGACUCCCCCGGGCUGGGCGCAGACUUUUUGGGCACCGCAGGAGAGCUUGCGGAAACUACAGGCACUGAUCAUAUGGCUGGCCGGAAAAGAGGCACAGAAGAUGGGGGAGCUCACAAUCAAGAUUCAUACCCGAAAGAAAAGCUCUCAUCUUUGCCGUUCGAAGCACUUUACCAAAAGAUCGCAGGUCAUGCUCAUGUGGGCGGUUCUAAUAAACUUAUCUAGAUCCACUUGCUACCUUUGCACGCGGGCGCUUUAACAAAUCCUGCACGCAGAUCAAGUCUACGAGGGCCACCAAGUCCUGCAUGCGUAACUAUUCAAAUCGAGUGAUGGAGAAGAAACUUCCUUGGCAUGCAUUUUCAUUUUCCACAAGAGCAAGAAGAGGAACGGGCUUUGAUGAUGAUGAUCUUCUUUACGAUAUAGUUGCGGGCGAAGGCGGUGCAGCUGUGGUGGUUACUACAACCUCCCAAGCUGCAAACGAAGGAGUUCAGCCGGUCGUGGCGACCCACGUGCGUAGAGUCAAGUCACUAGUGUAAAUAUUUGCUUUUAGACGUUUCGGACUGAAGAUCUUACAUGUAGAUUUCUUUAUCAACAUCAUGUAGUUGACGCAAAAAUACUGUUGCAACUCGAGGGAAAAAAGAGCAGGAACUGCAUCUCACCUGCCAACUGUCACGCUCUUUGAUGUAAGUAUAUCCCAAGAGGGACUGCGAUAAUCGCAAUUUCAUUGCUUGCAGGGGAAUAAGUCUAAAUCUUCACGCUAGUCGUGCAGCCUUGUCAAACUAACCGUCAACGGGAACAAGGCUUUGUGAGGCAUUUUUCUCGGUGUGACUAAUUUUGGUUCUUCUUUCGAUCCCGCAAGGGGGCGACGAGCGGAGCAUCUUUAUUGGGAAUUUAGUAUAUAUUGUUUGCUUGUUAGCGGAUGUUAAAAGUUGUUUGCUGCACCUCAAAAAAAUACUUAUUGUUGUUUGAAGUACUUAGGCACUACACGUUGCCGAUGUUAGAAAUGUUUUUUUUAAUGUUUCCAGUUCCAGCCAAUUAAAAUUAACCUUUGUUAACUCCGUUCUUGCAUUAACGUUCACCGCCGGAUCGAGGGGAAAUAGGCGUGCCGGCAAAAGUUCUAAAAAGAUUAGAACACGAUGAAAUAGGAAGUAGAUGAAAAUAGAAGAAGCUGAAGCUGCGCUGAACACAUUCGAACACGAGGAGGAAGAGGUAGCUGCUUGAUAUCUAGCCCGCUGCUUGAUCGAAAUUGCGAUCAUGCGGUAGGUGAAGUCGAUCACAAGCGCUUUUUUUUUUUGCAAAACGCAGGGGAAGUUUCCUGCAGACGCUCAAGAACUUGAGAAAAUAUUAAUCAGCCUAGGAGACAUCCUGGCAUGGAUACCUACUAGCUUACUGUCGCACAUCAACCCUGACCGGAACCACUGGCGCGAAUGCAGCAAAACUUUCUCAAAUUUUGGUAUCGCGCUCCAGAUUUUUGCAAAAAUGAGUUGGGCUAUUUCAAUCCGGCAAGUGAAAGAUUAGUUUCUAUAUGUUGCUUCUCUUCCGCCCACUCUUGGUUGUUGAUUCAUCACUUACAACUGAGUAGUAUACUUACGUCUACCUGCUUUUUGCGCUUGAUAAUAAUGAAAAAUUUUGGUUUCAAUCGUAAAGAUUGAUAUCAACUUGUACAAUUCUUCCUUUUCGAAGAGCUUUUCAUUUUUGGCUGGAGAUCGAUAGUCCUAGAGUGAGUGGGCCACUGUCCGACCACCCGGCCGAGGAUACGAAAAUCGAGAUGAAGUUAGCAGAAAAUUAAAUUUAAAACUGAAAUAAGUACUUCUUCGCAAAAAUUUGCAGUGGUAUCAGUCUGACGAGUCAAGAAGGAGGACUUCUGACGAUAGAUUCAUUUUGUUUCCUUCGGAUCUUUGCCUUGUCUUUUCUCUUUCCGCAGAUGAUCGCGAUUAUCUCGGUAGUUGAAAUAAUAACAAGUUGGCAUGAUACGGAGAAAUGAAAUAAAUUUUGCUUGCGCGGCUGAAAACCUGAUCGUCGCGCACAGCGCCCGUGAGACUGCGCGGUUUUAUGCUCCCAUUUGACUGCUUAGAUCUGUAGGAUGUUGAUAUAUUAGCUUCGCUUGAUUUAUUCCUUCGCAAUUCGCUGUCGUUGUGUCAAAAAGUUUUUUUUUGAGAAAAGAAAAAAAAAACGCAAGUGCACGUUUUGCGCGUUUCAGCAUGAGCUUUCGGCUUCAUAUUACGUUAAGCGACAUCAGACGGAUUGCUCAAGCGGAAGCGCCUACGCAUCGAGGGGAGAUGCUGUGCCGGCCGUGACAUCAAGGCUCUGAAGACCACUGAGCAAAUUGUUUUUUUCGUGAUAUAUGUAUCUCUCUGAACCUGAAGACAAAAAAAUAUUUUCAUACCGCGGGUAAGGGUAUGAAGGAAUAAUUCGCUAAGUAUUUCUAGUACGUUUUUCGUGUAAAAAAACUAAGCGUAAACUACUAUUGUGACAUGCUUCUUUAUCUUCUCUGCGCACUGGUUUGUAAGGUAAAGGUAGUCCUUUGUUUGAUGCAGCAGGCGACCUGGAUAGCUUUCCCUCUUUGUUUUAUCGAUUGCUUCAAUGCAGGCAGAAUGAAGUACAGAGGUGGGUGACUUUUUUCUCGCCAGAAUUUGGGGGAUAACGUAGAUGCAGCUUAUGAAAACGAGGAGAAUGGGAAACCCAGCAGAAGCAGAACGCUUUGCAGGCUCUCCGAAAGAUGAAGCUCUUUGGAAGUACUACAACUCGUGUAUGCGUUGUUUCUUGUUGUAGUUGAUGUAACUUUUGGCGCAUCUCCUGUAUUAAUCUGUAAGGUAUGAGUUAUGCAUAAGCAAAAGAGAACCACAAGUUCUGCGUCUGCGCGGAAAUCUUUCACGUACAGAGAGUACUUCUGUAGGAGGAUGCGUGCUUCUUUGCAAAAUCAAAAAUGAAAAAUUUGAAUUUCUUGUUGUUAUCGUUGUGUUGAUUAACCAGAGUUCUACGGGGAAGAUGAAGAACGUCAAUCGUUGUAUUUCAG